Alternaria atra is the source of this 936-nucleotide messenger RNA. RefSeq lists its product as uncharacterized. Gene Ontology annotation, molecular function: zinc ion binding; carbonate dehydratase activity. The record is from RefSeq and is a predicted model, not a curated record. The transcript is spliced from 2 exons. NCBI's taxonomy places the organism in Eukaryota, Fungi, Ascomycota, Dothideomycetes, Pleosporales, Pleosporaceae. The coding region runs from base 1 to 936 and encodes 311 amino acids.
AUGCUUUUCUCCGCAAUCCUUCUUGCGUCGACCGCAUCUGCGACAUGCCUUCACGGUCUCUCCAAGUUCAAGCGCGCAGAAACCGUCGAGGUUAACACCUUCGGUUAUGGCCCUAUGAAUGGACCCUUCAACUGGGCUUCUCUUGCUCCUGAAAAUGAAGCAUGCAAGGCCGGGAAAAACCAGUCUCCCAUUAACGUUGAUGCCUCCAUCACCGCGGCUUCCUCUAAGCCCACUCUUGACAUCCCCUCUGCUGAAGUAAUCUUCGAGAACCUCGGAACGACGAUCGAAGUCGUUGUCAACGGCACGACCAGCUUCGCCGGUACCAACUACCGUCUCGUCCAGUUCCACAUGCACACCCCCUCCGAGCACCACGUCAAUGAUGAAUACUUCCCCCUGGAGAUCCACAUGGUCCACCAAGGCAUCGACGAUGAAAGCCAACUCGCCGUUAUCGCACUCAUGUUCGAAGUCUCUGCCGGCGACUCUGCUUCUCUCAUCCAAUCGCUGUCAUCCUCCCUGCCCGCUAUCGCCACACCCGGAACCAGCACUACCAUUGCGGACGGUAUCGAUUUCACCGACGUAAUCUCCACGCUCAAGACCUCGGACAUCCAGCAAUACAGCGGUUCGCUCACCACACCUCCUUGCGCCGAGGGCGUAACCUUCCUCAUUGUCAAGGAGCCCCUCGCCGUCAACGUCGACGACUUCAACGCCAUCAAGAAGAUCGUCAAGUUCAAUUCUCGCUUCAUCCAGAACACGCUUGGCGGUCCCAACAUCAUCGAGAUCGGUUCUGCUUCUGGUAACGCCUCGACUACUCCUGCUGCUGCUCCCAUGUCGAGAUCCAACAUUGAGAUUUCCGCUGAUUUGCCCCUUGUUAACGCAAAGGUUGGCAUCAGUGCUGAGGCUCCCGCUCCUGUCCAGAGGCGCGUGCGCAAGUACUAG